AUGUCUUCCUUCAUCGCGCCCAAGUCCCGCCUUGGCGCAAAGGGCGACGGCCCAAGACCUCGCUUUGCCAAUCCGAAUCCCGUCCGAGCCAUGCGCGAGCGUGAGGAACGUCGCAAUGCCAACGCCGCAUCCCAACAGGCCUCGGCCAACAUGAACAAGGGCUCUGUUGCCCCUCCAGCGCGCCAGCAGUGUCCUAAUAAGGCUUGUCCUAAACCCAACGUCGUCGACGGAACCUGCAGAACUUGCGGUCGUGUCGCUGAUGACAGCAAUAUCGUUGCCGAAGUGCAGUUUGGCGAGACCAGCUCCGGUGCUGCCGUCGUGCAGGGUGCCUUUUUGGGUGCGGAUCAGGCCGGUAUCAGAAGCAUGGGACCUGCCUUUAGAAGAGCAGGCGGUUCUGAAGACCGCGAGAAAAGUAUUCGUGAAGCAAAGGGUCUUAUGCAGGGUUAUGCUCAGCAGCUGAAUGUCAGCGAGAGUCUGGUCACUGCAGGCACUCAGGUCUUCAAGCUCGCAUCGGGUGCCAACUUCAUUCAAGGCCGUACACUAGCCAGUGUUGCUGCCGUUUGUCUUUAUGCAGCUUGUCGUGCAGAGCCGCCAUGCAAGGUCAUGCUUAUCGAUCUGGCGGAUCUUGUUCAGCUCAAUGUCUUCAAGCUGGGCCGCAUCUUCAAAAAGCUAAACGAAGUGGUGCCUAUUGGCAACGACGGCCUGAUUCCAGUAUACCCCGAGGAUCUCAUCUGGCGCUUUGCCACCAAGAUGGAGUUCCACCAGGAGACGGCAAAGGUUGCCGAAGAUGCUGUUCGUCUAGUCAAGCGCAUGAGUAGAGAUUGGAUGGUUAUGGGUCGUCGUCCCUCUGGUAUUUGCGGUGCAUGCUUGCUAAUGGCUGCGCGUAUGCACAACUUCCGCCGAACAGUGCGCGAGGUUGUUUACAUUGUCAAAGUCACCAACCACACGAUUCAAAACCGUCUGCAAGAAUUCAACAUUACAGAAUCAAGUCGCAUGUCUGUCGAAGACUUCCUGAAGCAAGAUUUCCUAGAAAGUUCCCAUGACCCGCCAUCAUUUUAUAAAAAAUCGGACGACUUCCGCCAGCAACAGGAUGAGAACGGACGCAAACGUCGCAAGCUGUUGGAUAUACCUGAAAAUGAGGACGAGACGGAUAUGCCAUCAGCACCGGCACAGUCGAGAACACGACGCAUGACUGAUGCUGGUGCAGAUAUGUCUGAUGCACCAGCGAUCAAUUUCCGCCGUGACGCGGAUGGCUUUAUUAUCCCACCGCUGCCCUCACAAAUCUCACAAGAUCUGCCGAAGAACGACAAGGCAGCAGAAACCGGAGAUGACGUCGAUGAAGAGUCCCUCGAAAAGCUCGCUGAUGAAUUUGGCGACGCCAUGGAGGAGGAAGACGAUGAAAAUGGAGGCAAAGAAUCGUCAGGCCGUGGGAAGCGUAAGAAGCCCCAACUGCCAAUUAAUGAAGAAUGGGAGGAGGACGAAAACGACUUGGAGGGUGAGAUUGAAGAAAUGUUCAACGAUCCGCUGACCUACGAACACGCUCUCGCCUACUCCAAUGCCGAACAGCGUGCCCGCAUUCACUCCAACUGGGCGCUUAACCAGCGACCGCAGCGUGAAAUCUCCAUGGCGGCCGAAGUCGGCGAGGACGAGUUUGCAGACGAUCUUGAAGUGCUCAACUGUCUGCUGUCUCCCGAGGAGGCCCGCAUCAAAGAGACCAUUUGGGUCAACCAAAACAAGGACUGGCUGCGCCAGCAUCAGGAGAAAGUCUUUAGACGUAAGGUGGAGGCCGAGCGACCAAAGCAAACCCGAAAGCGCAGAAAGAGAGCCCGCAUGGGCGAGGGACAGACCAGCCCGGCCAACUCGGCUGCCGAGGCUGCCAUCUCUGUGGCAAAGGAUCGUGCCUGGUCUAAGAGAAUCAACUACGAUGCUAUCCGCAGCAUCUUUGACGGCCCCAACGCCGACGGACUGGGCUCGGCAGCUACUAGUCGUAAGACCAGUCUGGCAGGUAGUACCCUUGGCGCGGAAGACGAAGAUGACGAUGCUCCAGAGGAGAGUGUUGCCGGUGACGAUGAGGCUGCUGGAUACGAUGACGACGACCAUGAGGAAAUGGAUGCAGAGUAUGGUCUAGAAGAUGAUUAA
Messenger RNA from [Torrubiella] hemipterigena, 2139 nucleotides. Lineage: Eukaryota; Fungi; Ascomycota; Sordariomycetes; Hypocreales; Clavicipitaceae. The record is from the annotation of a GenBank genome assembly.